AUGCCACCGAGCUUAGACGCGCUGGAAGUGUCGUUGUUGAACACUUCCGGAAAGGUGAAAUUAGAUGCGCGUUUUCGUACUCUGUUUACACUAAAGUCGCUAGCGUCCGUAUCGGACGAGAACUGCGUUCGUGUGAUCUCGAUUAUUGGAAAAGGCUUCGAGGACGACUCGGCGCUGCUGAAGCAUGAACUGGCGUACGUUCUUGGGCAAAUUCGCGACGUUCGCGCCUUGAAAUGUUUAGAGGAUGUUCUCGCUGAUGAAAAAGAGCAUACCAUGGUGCGCCACGAAGCAGCAGAGGCGAUGGGUGCUAUUUCUUCGCCGGCAUCAUUGCCAUUGCUGCAACGCUACCUGGAGGCCGAUCCAGAAGUGUCCAUUCGCGAAACGUGUCACUUGGCAAUCAACAAAAUUAAUUUCGACAGUUCAGAGCAAGGAAAAGCGGAGCGUGCGCGGCAAGAACAGCUCGAAAAGGCACAUGGCGACGCGAUUUCGGCGGCAUCCAAUGCCGCCGCACCAAUCGACCCCGCUCCUGCGACGGUACAUGUUCCGGCCUCAGCGCGCGCGGAGGGAAAUGUGUACUCACUUGAGAACGUUGCGCAUUUCCGCACAUCGUUGCUAGACAACAGUUUGCCGCUGUUUGAGCGCUACCGCGCCAUGUUUGCACUGCGCAAUACGGUGCAGCAAGGCAGCAAAGAAGCACAAGAGCUUGCUAUGCAAGCGCUCGCAGACAGUCUUGUGGAUCCAAGUGCGCUCUUCCGUCAUGAGGUAUGUUUCGUGUUUGGCGAGCUUUGCCAUCCAGCGUCAGUGCCUGCCAUGUCCAAGGUACUGGACGACGAUGCAGAGCACGAGAUGGUACGACACGAGGCUGCCGAGGCGCUUGGCGGUGUUCUUGAGGAGGCUACCGAAGGGGGUGAGAUUGCACAGGCCGCCGUGGUCAAGACGCUCACGCGCUGGGCAGAGGAUACAAGUGCGCCGCGUGUAGUGCGAGAAAGCUGCAUCGUUGCGCUGGACGAGAUUGCGUACAAUAACGAUCCGACGCAGUUCCAGCCUAUGGACGCGGUCGAACUGGAAAUGUAA
This is a messenger RNA of Malassezia vespertilionis, 1074 nucleotides long. RefSeq names its product deoxyhypusine monooxygenase (gene LIA1). The record is from RefSeq and is a predicted model, not a curated record. The coding region runs from base 1 to 1074 and encodes 357 amino acids. Gene Ontology annotation, biological process: peptidyl-hypusine biosynthetic process. The transcript has a single exon. NCBI's taxonomy places the organism in Eukaryota, Fungi, Basidiomycota, Malasseziomycetes, Malasseziales, Malasseziaceae. Gene Ontology annotation, molecular function: deoxyhypusine monooxygenase activity.